AUGGACAUGUUGUUGGAGAUUCUGCGGCUGCUCGAGUGCCCAGAUGUGAUGCGCUGUGCCGCCGUUUGCACGGCUUGGCGCGCGGCGUACCGCGACUUGCGUCGCCGUGGCAUUGCAGCCAGCCGCCAGACCCCCUGCUUAAUCUAUAGAUCGGCUGCUGCUGGCCUGAACGCCAUUGGCAUGUACAGCCUUUCUGACCAGAGGCCCUACACGAUCCCCAUCCCUGACCCCAUCAGCGAGCAGCACUGGUUCGGCUCCUCCAACGGUUGGCUGAUAACAGCUGACUGCCGGUCUGACAUCAUACUGCUCAACCCCAUCACCGGCCGCCGGAUCGCUCUUCCUCCGGCGACCACCAUGCAGCAUGUCACGCUGGUCCUGAACGAGGAGGGAUUCUUGACAAAUCCGUCUUCAGAUGAUGACUGCAUCGCCAUGCUCAUCCAUCAGCCAUAUGAUCAGCUCUCUUUUGCCAAGGUCGGAGUGUGA
Messenger RNA from Oryza sativa Japonica Group (Japanese rice), 483 nucleotides. The record is from RefSeq and is a predicted model, not a curated record. NCBI's taxonomy places the organism in Eukaryota, Viridiplantae, Streptophyta, Magnoliopsida, Poales, Poaceae.